Messenger RNA from Gastrolobium bilobum, 819 nucleotides. RefSeq names its product expansin-A13-like. Gene Ontology annotation, cellular component: extracellular region. The transcript has 2 exons. Gene Ontology annotation, biological process: plant-type cell wall organization. Bases 1 to 819 code for a protein of 272 amino acids. The record is from RefSeq and is a predicted model, not a curated record. Lineage: Eukaryota; Viridiplantae; Streptophyta; Magnoliopsida; Fabales; Fabaceae.
AUGUUACUUAGCGCGUUGAUCUCCAUCACCAUUCUAUUCACACUCACUUCACCAGCCAUCUCUCGUUACUCUUCCCCUUCACCCCCAGCCGCUCCAUUUUCCGAAUCUCCCGACGAAUGGCUAUCCGCACGCGCCACCUACUACGCCUCCGCCGACAACCCCAGGGACGCGGUGGGCGGCGCGUGCGGCUACGGCGACCUCCUCAAGGCCAGUUACGGCAUAGCCACCGCCGGCCUCAGUGAAGCACUCUUCGGCCGCGGCCAGAUCUGCGGCGCGUGCUUCGAGCUCCGCUGCGUUGAGGAGGAAACACUCUUCGACCGCCGGUGGUGCAUCUCCGGCACCUCCGUCAUCGUCACCGCCACGAAUUUCUGCGCCCCCAACUACGGCUUCGACGCCGAGAGUAACGGCGGGCAUUGCAACCCUCCAAAGCAGCAUUUCGUGGUACCCAUUGAAGCUUUCGAGAAGAUCGCAAUCUGGAAGGCUGGGAACAUGCCUGUAAAGUAUAGAAGGAUAAAGUGCAGAAGGGAAGGGGGAAUCCGAUUUACAAUUACUGGUUCUGGUAUCUUCGUUUCUGUGCUGAUCAGUAAUGUAGGUGGCACCGGAGACAUUGUUGCUGUGAAGGUUAAGGGUUCAAGAACUGGUUGGCUUCCUAUGGGUCGGAACUGGGGCCAAAACUGGCAUGUAAGUGCCUUGCUACAGAAUCAACCUCUUUCAUUUGAGGUUACUAGUAGUGAUGGGAUAACAGUUACAUCUUAUAAUGUUGCUCCCAAGGAUUGGAGCUUUGGACAAACUUUUGUAGGGAGGCAAUUUGAGUCUUAA